Homalodisca vitripennis (glassy-winged sharpshooter) is the source of this 243-nucleotide messenger RNA. RefSeq names its product protein stunted-like. The record is from RefSeq and is a predicted model, not a curated record. Gene Ontology annotation, molecular function: proton-transporting ATP synthase activity, rotational mechanism. Lineage: Eukaryota; Metazoa; Arthropoda; Insecta; Hemiptera; Cicadellidae. The annotation marks the transcript as partial. Gene Ontology annotation, biological process: proton motive force-driven mitochondrial ATP synthesis. Gene Ontology annotation, cellular component: mitochondrial inner membrane. The transcript is spliced from 2 exons.
UUUAGCUACAUCCAAUAUUCUAACAUAGCAGCCAAGUUGUUGAGACGAGCCUUGAAAGCAGAUCUAAGAGGUGAAGCGGCCAAACGUGACGAAUCAUUCGUCAGGUUCACUCCUUGGAAAGAUGGAAAACCAAUCAAAACUCCCCAGCCACCAAGCAGCUAAACAUGAAGUCUUCUGUCUCCUUAGAUUCAACAUCUGUAAAUUAAGUUCCAUUGUUCUUCAAUAAAUUCUGUUACCUCUUUA